Molecule: messenger RNA, 2715 nt
Organism: Panicum virgatum (switchgrass)
Lineage: Eukaryota; Viridiplantae; Streptophyta; Magnoliopsida; Poales; Poaceae
Product: 4-hydroxy-3-methylbut-2-en-1-yl diphosphate synthase (ferredoxin), chloroplastic
Exons: 20
Coding region: 230-2470 (746 amino acids)
Biological process (GO): terpenoid biosynthetic process; isopentenyl diphosphate biosynthetic process, methylerythritol phosphate pathway
Cellular component (GO): chloroplast
Molecular function (GO): 4-hydroxy-3-methylbut-2-en-1-yl diphosphate synthase activity (ferredoxin); iron ion binding
Source: RefSeq, a predicted model, not a curated record
ACCACCAGGCCGCCACGAGCCCGCGUGCCACUCCCACAAGCCCAUCUCUGUCUCUCCCUCCGCCCCGGCUACCAAAUCAAUUUGGGGAGAGGGGCAAGAAGCUCGCGCUCGCUUGUCUGCUUCGCUGCGUUCGUGGUGGUAGGCGGGGAAGGCUUCGUCGCGGCACGAAGCGGCGAGGUUUGGUGUUUUUAGAAUUGCCUAGGUGAGGUCCUGCUGCUUGGACACAGCCAUGGCCACCGGCGUGGCACCAGCUCCUCUCCCACACGUCCGGGUGCGCGAUGGCGGCAUCGGGUUCACCAGGAGCGUGGACUUUGCUAAGGUCUUAUCUGUUCCCGGUGUUGGCACGAUGAGGACAGGCUACUCGAGGGGCAGGGCGCUCGUGGUGAAGAGCUCGAGUACUGGUUCAGAUACCAUGGAGCUUGAGCCAUCAUCUGAAGGAAGCCCACUUUUAGUCCCCAGGCAAAAGUACUGUGAAUCUACACAUCAGACAAGGAGAAGGAAAACUCGUACUGUAAUGGUGGGGAAUGUCCCACUCGGUAGUGAUCAUCCCAUAAGGAUUCAGACCAUGGCGACUUCAGAUACCAAGGAUGUUGCCAAAACUGUAGAAGAGGUGAUGAGAAUAGCAGAUAAAGGAGCCGAUCUUGUUAGAAUAACCGUCCAGGGUAAGAAGGAAGCUGAUGCCUGCUUUGAGAUCAAGAACACCCUGGUUCAGAAGAAUUACAACAUUCCACUAGUGGCCGAUAUUCAUUUUGCUCCUGCAGUAGCUUUAAGAGUGGCAGAAUGCUUUGACAAAAUUCGUGUGAACCCUGGAAAUUUUGCUGAUCGCCGUGCUCAAUUUGAGCAGCUGGAAUAUACAGACGACGAGUACCAAAAAGAGAUCGAGCAUAUUGAGAAGGUAUUUUCUCCAUUAGUUGAGAAAUGCAAGAAGUAUGGGAGAGCAAUGCGCAUAGGAACAAAUCAUGGAAGUCUCUCUGACCGCAUAAUGAGUUACUAUGGUGAUUCUCCACGAGGAAUGGUUGAGUCUGCUUUGGAAUUUGCUAGGAUAUGUCGGAAGUUGGACUUCCACAACUUUGUAUUUUCAAUGAAAGCUAGUAACCCUGUUGUCAUGGUCCAAGCAUAUCGCCUGCUUGUUGCAGAAAUGUAUAACCUAGGAUGGGAUUAUCCAUUGCACUUGGGUGUUACAGAAGCCGGAGAGGGUGAAGAUGGAAGGAUGAAGUCUGCUAUUGGCAUUGGAACACUUCUAAUGGAUGGCCUGGGUGACACAAUCCGUGUCUCCCUUACGGAACCACCAGAAGAAGAGAUCGAUCCUUGCCGGAGAUUGGCAAAUCUUGGGACACAUGCUGCAAAUCUUCAAAUCGGGGUGGCACCAUUUGAAGAGAAGCACAGGCACUAUUUUGACUUCCAGCGUAGGAGUGGUCAGUUACCUUUGCAGAAGGAGGGUGAGGAAGUUGACUACAGAAAUGUACUGCAUCGUGAUGGCUCUGUACUGAUGUCAGUUUCACUGGACCAGUUGAAGGCUCCUGAGCUCCUUUAUAGAUCCCUUGCAGCGAAGCUUGUGGUUGGCAUGCCUUUCAAGGACCUUGCUACUGUAGAUUCCAUUCUUUUGAGGGAGCUCCCCCCUGUAGAAGAUGCUGAAGCUAGGCUUGCACUCAAAAGAUUAGUUGACAUCAGCAUGGGAGUGUUGACCCCCUUAUCAGAGCAGUUGACAAAACCACUCCCACAUGCAAUUGCGCUUGUCAACCUUGACGAACUAUCAAGUGGGGCUCACAAACUUUUGCCACAAGGUACUAGACUUGCUGUCACCCUUCGUGGAGAUGAAUCAGACGAGCAGCUAGAUAUCCUUAAGGGUGUUGAUGAUAUAACAAUGCUGCUACAUAGCGUUCCAUAUGGUGAGGAGAAGACUGGCAGAGUACAUGCUGCUAGGAGGUUAUUCGAGUACUUACAGAACAAUGGCUUGAACUUUCCUGUAAUCCAUCACAUAGAGUUCCCUAAAACCAUUGGCAGAGAUGAUCUUGUCAUUGGUGCUGGGGCGAAUGUUGGUGCUCUCCUAGUCGAUGGUCUUGGUGAUGGUGUACUUCUUGAAGCUGCUGACCAGGAAUUUGAGUUUCUGAGGGACACAUCUUUCAAUUUGCUUCAGGGUUGCAGAAUGCGCAACACAAAAACUGAAUACGUGUCUUGUCCUUCAUGUGGGCGAACACUUUUCGAUCUCCAGGAAAUUAGUGCUGAGAUUAGGGAAAAGACCUCUCAUCUGCCAGGCGUCUCGAUCGCGAUCAUGGGUUGCAUUGUCAACGGGCCAGGAGAGAUGGCCGAUGCCGAUUUCGGAUACGUUGGAGGCGCUCCUGGAAAGAUCGAUCUUUACGUUGGCAAGACCGUUGUGCAGCGCGGCAUCGCCAUGGAAGGUGCCACCGACGCCCUGAUCCAGCUGAUCAAGGACCACGGCCGAUGGGUGGACCCUCCCGCCGAGGAGUAAGGGCUGUAGCUGCCCAGCCUCAGUAGUUUAUAUUCUGUAAAAAGUGAAACACGCAAUGCGUGCGGUAACUGAGCAUACAGAUACUGUGUACGUAUUCACGUUGAGUACAUCGUCCCUGCACUACACAUUUUGUAGCGCGUACAUCUAUUAUAUUAUUCAGAAAUAAUUAAAAAUUAGAAAUAGGGGGUGUGACCGCAGGUUUGCAGCAUCACGGUAUACGUGGAAAUAAGAUUGUGCUAAUAUCU